CACUAAUCAACCUGCAAGAAGGAGCUCGGGUAAAAUCAUGACUGUCUCCACAUCUUAGACUGACGUGUGUUUAGACCGAGAGCACAGAGGAGGACAUUGUAAGGAUGUCUGAGUUGGCAGAUGUGGAUGAGUAUGAACAUGGACGCAUUCGGGAGCUGCAGCAGCAGCGCAUGGCUGUUCAGAAAAAGACCUACACUAAAUGGAUGAACAGUGUCUUCUCUAAAAAUGGGGAAAACAUUGUCCUGGAAGAUGUGUACACAGAGCUCAAGACUGGUGUGUAUUUAGUGCGUCUCUUGGAGCUCAUCUCCAGGGAGAAGCUACCCACACCUAGCCGAAGAACCCUCAGAGUACACUGUUUGGAGAACAACAGCAUUGCCAUAAACUUCCUCAAAACUAAGAUCCGAGUAGAUUUAAUUGGACCUGAGAACGUUGUGGAUGGGGACAGAACCCUGAUCUUGGGCCUCAUCUGGAUCAUCAUUCUCCGUUUCCAGAUUGGAGCAAUUAAUCUUGAUGAAGUUGACAGUGGUAAUGCCAGCUUAGCACGUCGUUCAGCCAAAGAGGCUCUUCUGAUAUGGUGCCAAAGGAAAACCGCUGGUUAUAACAAUGUGGAUGUUCAGGACUUUUCCAGCAGCUGGAGGGAUGGACUGGCCUUCAAUGCACUCAUCCAUGCUCACCGGCCAGAUCUAUUUAAUUACAAUCGACUUUAUCCAGAUGAGGCAAGGAAAAAUUUGGGACAUGCUUUCACCCUAGCUGAAAGUGAAUUUGGCAUCAUGCAGCUACUUGAUGUGGAGGACAUAGUGGAUUCACAUCCUGAUGAGAAGUCCAUCAUGACCUAUGUUUCUCUCUACUACCAUUACUUCUCUAAAAUGAAGCAGGGGCAAACCAUCCAGAAGAGAAUAGCCAAGAUUGUAGACCUCCUGAAAGAGCUGGAUGAUAUGAAAAGGCAAUAUGAGCACAUGGUCACUGAUCUACUACAAUGGAUCAGGACCAAAAUAGUGAUGCUGGAUGAUCGUUCUUUCCCGAACUCCCUGCCAGGCAUGAAGCAGCUGGUGGCUGCCUUUAAGACCUUCCGCACUGUGGAGAAGCCCCCUAAGUACCAGGAGAGAGGAGCUAUUGAAGCCCACCUCUUUAACCUGCGUACAAAGCUGAUGGCCAACAAUCAGCGUGCCUAUGUUCCUCCAGAAAGUAAGACCCUUGGAGAUAUUGAGAGGACCUGGACUCUGCUAGAGAGGGCAGAAUAUGAGCGGGAACGCGACCUGCAGAUCGCCCUCUUAAAGCUGGAGCAACUUGAGCAACUAGCGCAGAAGUUUGGCCGUAAAGCAGCACUCAGGGAGAGCUACCUGGAGGACACAAUGCAGUUGGUUCUGAAGGAUGAUUUAAAGCGACUGGAGACUCUGGAGGAAGCCCAGGUUGCAGCUCAGAAACUGGAAGCCUUACGCACUGAUAUGCUGGCUCGUGAGCCUCGCUUUCAGGCUCUCAGUGAGAUGGCAGCUAUAAUUGAGAGGGAGAAUUACCACAGUAAGGAACAGGUUAUCCGCAGGCAAAUGAAUAUCUCCAAAAAAUGGCAAGCUUUACUUCAGCAGUUGCAGCAGAAAAGAGAUUCUGUCGGAGAGUUGGUGAACACGCUUGCCCUUCUCAAGGACACGGAGCUAAUCUCUCUGGACCUAAAAGAGCUACAGCUUCAGGCAGGGUCUUCUGACCUUGGAAAGCAUUUACCAGAUGUGGUGGAUCUACUCCAGAAACAAGAACUGUUGGACACCAAGAUCAUUUCUCUUGGAGAAUCACUGAGUACCAUCAGCAGUAGUGCAUUAAGGGGGAAGCACAGAGAUGUUUCACAGGUUCAGAGAACCGUGCAAGAGCUUAAUAGCCAGUACAAAUCCCUCCUGGCCCUUAGCCAGAACAGGAGGAGAGCCUUGGAGGGACAACUGAAGCUCUUUGAGUUCUUCCAUGACUGUGAGGAAGUGGAAGCUUGGAUUUAUGAAAAGUGGCUUCUGGUGCAAGCAGCAUCUUUGGGCAGAGAUCUCAGUCAGAUUGAACAAGCCAUUCAAAACCAUAAGACAUUGGAAGCAGAAGUGCAGUCACAAGAAUCUCUGUGCUCCAAGGUUGUGUCCAGGGGUCAGGAACUGUGUAGAGGGAGACACCCCAACGAGAAAGAUAUCCAAAAAUGGAUCCGGACCUUGCAGAAACAGUGGCAGCAGCUUAGGGACCAAGUUACAAACCGCAAAAACAGACUGCAUGCAGCCAUUGUUAUCAAACAGUAUUUUGCUGAUGCAGCAGAAGCAAACUCAUGGCUUAAUGAUCGCAAACCCCUUCUAACUGAUGAAGAUUAUGGAAAGGAUGAGAUGAGCACCAUUGCACUGCUCCAGCGCCACCAGAGACUGGAAAAGGAAAUGGGGGCAUAUGCCUCAGAGAUAAAGAGGCUGAGUGAGCAAGCUCAGAGUGCUGCCCAGCUGGCUCCACUGACAACAGAACCUCAGCAGACCAAAAUGGUCAACUACAGUGAUUCAUCAGGAGAUGAAAGAGAGACAGUGAAGGAAAAAGGACGAAUUUCAGUAAAAAACAGAGAAUCUUCCCCUGCCUUACCACAAAUGCAGGAAUUUAAUGCCAAAAUUAGGUUUAAAUACAGAGGGAUAAAACUAACCUGGGAUCGUGGAGAAAUGCUGACAAUCCUCAGCAAAGAAAAAGAUGAUAAAAUGCUUGCACGGGAUAGUAAAGGAAACGAACAACUGGUGCCUUUUUCAUACAUUACAGAUCUUUCUUCAUCUAUGCAGAAAACCCCACCUGCACCCAUAAGCACAGUUCCAGAGAGCCAGACUCGAAAAGUGAGCCGGCCGCGCCGCACCCGCUCCAUGCGCCGGGGCACUGCUGAAAUCGCAAUCACUUCUAUGCCAGACCCCCAUUUUCAGAAAGAUACCAUAGAAAAUACACAAAGCAGCUUGGAGAAAGACUUUAACAGUCUCUGUCAACUACUACAGUAUAAGACAAAAAUCUUGGAUGAGACUGCUCAGUUACAUGGGUUUUAUAACGCCUGUGAGGAGUUUGAGUCCUGGAUGGAGGACAAGGAGAACAUUCUCAACACUUUCAACUCUAAUUCUGAAAAUACUGAGGUUCUGCAGGCCAAAUACGAGAAUUUUCUUACGGAGCUGGCAAGUGGUAAGGGGCAGCUUGAUGGCAUCACUAAAUUGGGUGACGAUCUUUUGAAAAAGCAACACAGCAAGAAGAGAGAGAUUAAGGACAGAUAUGCUCAGGUCACCAAGAGGUGGGAGCAUAUACAGGCCCUAAAGGAUGAGAGGGCUCAGGAACUGCUCAGCUCAGCUGAUAUCAAGUCCUUCUUACACACUUGUGAAGAUGCCAAAUCCCAGCUCCUGGACAAACUGGUCCAGCUGGAUAUGUCUGGUGUGGGCAGCUCAGCAUCGGCCCUGAAGGCUGAAGAACAGAGUCACUCCCAGGCUGAAAGGGAGAUUGAAGCCCUUGAGAGAAAGAUAGAAUACCUAAAGAGUGUGGCCAGAAUGAAGCGUGACUGCAGCCCUGCAGAGAGUGCUGCUAUCAUGGAGGAGGUCUAUGCUUUGGAAAAGUUGCUGCAGCAGGUCAAGGGUCAGGCUUCGAAAAGGCAGAGAAUUAUAGAGGAGGCUCAACGCCUGCAACUCUUCCAGAAGGAGUCCAGAGAUUUGCUGCUGUGGUCUAAGGCAAUAGAGGAACGCUUGCUUGAAGAAGAGAAUAGCUCUGAUGUUGCCUCUGCUCAAGCCUUGUUGAAUGAAAACCAGGAACUGAGGCUGGAGAUUGAGCAGCAGAGAGAAAGAUUGAAAAACAUGGAGAAGCUGGCUGAGUCUUUGGAGGCAUCAUCUGAAGGAAAAGUUGCUAAGGAUACCCGACCAAUGCUGGCUCAGCUGAACCAGGAAUGGAGCAGGUUGGACAAACUUUGGUCCAGUCGAAACAGGCGGUUAGAACAAGCACUUGAACUCCAAAAGUGGAACAAAGAAGCAGAUCGAAUAGAUUCUACAAUAGCUGGUCAUGAAGCCAGGUUAAAGGUUAAAGACUUAGGGGACUCUGUAGAUGCCGUUCGCAGUUUACUUGCCCGUCAAGAGGAGCUGGAGGGAUUGCUUGGUGCUCUUGACCAAAACAUAAAGUUCUUAUUCAAAUCUUAUUCAAAUCUUUUUCAAGACCACUUUGCAUCCAAACAGAUUCAGCAGCGAUCCUGGGCCAUUGAAGAACGAUACAAGAAGCUCAAAGACAGCUGCAGACAAAGACAUCUGGAAUUACUUGCCUCCAAAUCAUACCAAGAAUAUUACAGAGAUGCAGAAGAGCUACUAAUUUGGAUGGAUGAGAAGUUUAAGAUAGCUGAGGAUGAAUCUUACAGAGACCCAACCAACAUUCUGCGCAAACUAAAAAGGCAUGAAGCAGCAGAGAAAGAGAUGCAGGCCAAUCAAGUCCGUCUGGACAGACUGAUUGAGGCAGGAGAAGCAAUGCUGGCUGAGGACCACUAUAAUAGUCAGAGCAUCCGGAGAAAGGCUCGGCAAGUGCAGAGCAGAUGGAAUGAGCUCCAAAGGAAAAUGGCCGAGAGAGGGGACAAGCUGAGACAGGCUGGUCAACAGGAACAACUCAUGGAGCUACUUCAGGAUGCCAAAGUUAAAAUUGAGGAAAUUCAGCGGAUGCUCCAGUAUGCACCCAAAGGCCAUGAUCUUCGCUCCAGUCGAAUGCUCCUAAAGGAACACAAGCAGGUUGAGCAGGAAGCUCAGGAACUUGCAGACAAAAUUAACUCCAUUGUCACCCAUGCCAAACACCUGGCUACGAAUCAUUUUGACUCUCAGAGAAUUCUUCAUGAGACAGACAAGUACCUGAAACUGUUUAAGUCUUUAGAAAAACCUCUUGAUCAACGGAGAAACCAGUUAGAAGAAGAUGUGGCACUCUAUAGUUUUUACCAUGACGUGGAUUUGGAACUUAGUUGGAUUGCUGAACACGAGCCUGUAGCAGAUACCAGUAGCUAUACCAAAUCCUUGGCUGGGGCCAUCAGUCUCUUGCAGAAACACAAAGAGCUGCAAGCUGAAGUUAAUGCCCACAGGCAGUAUCUUCAGCGUGUACUGGAAAGAGGCAGGGCUAUGGGCAACCGGGAAGUGCUCCAAAGGUGCAAGCAUUUGUCUACAGCUUGGGAAGAAUUAGAGGAUGCUUGUGAUAAACGCUCUUCCCACCUUAACAAAGCAGUCAAGCGAGAACAGAUCUUGCUUGAAUGUGCUGAAUUAGAAGUUUGCUUAGCUGAGACAUCAGCUUUGUUGGGGACUGACUAUGGCAAAAAUGGAUCAGCAACACAGAGCCUUGUGAAGCAGCAUCAAAUGGUGGAGGGGCAGAUCGAGGUACUUUCUGCCCAGGUGGAUGAACUGAAGUCCAGUGUGGACCAGGCUGUACAUGCAUGGGAUUUAGAGGAAGUGAAGAGACCUUACAGCCGCAUCAGAAAUCAGCUAACUGAACUACAGCACUCAGCAGCAGUAAGAGAGCAAAAACUCCAGGAUGUCCUCCACUUGCAUGAAUUUAAGAGGGAGUCUUCAGAACUGGAGGAGUGGAUUUCACAGGAGCGGUUAAUUGCCGCUUCAGAUGACUACGGCUCCGAUUAUGAUCAUGUCCUGCACCUGCAGAGAAGGUUUGAGGUCUUUCUGAAGCAGCUAGAUGUGGGAAGGGAGAGGAUGCGUUCAUGUCAAGAGCUGGCUCACAGACUCAAAAAAAACAACCACCCUGAGAGUAAAUUCAUCCAAGAAAGACAGGAGUUACUGAGGGAAUCAUGGGAUGAGCUGCAGCACUUGGCCAAAAGUCGUAAAGAGAAUUUACAUAAAUCUGAGGAAUGUUACAAGGUCUAUAAAGACUUGACUGAUGCCCUUGGAAACAUAGAGGACAGAUACAAGUGCAUGCCUGAUGAUAUCGCCAAAGACCUGAAAGGGGUUGAGUUGCAGCAUAGGAAGCAUGAAGCACUGGUAAAUGAGCUGGCGGGAAACGAGCUGCAGAUGCAGGAGCUACUAGACAUUGCAGACUCCAUUUUAGACCAAUGCUCCCCAGAACUAAGAGGAAAGAUCCAGCACGAACAGCAGAGGUUGGUGGAAAGUUGGGAGAAGCUCCGCAUGUGCAUGGAGCAAAGGGAGCAAAAGCUGAAGCUUGCCAAACAGCAUUACUAUUUCCUCAAGACGGUACAGGAUUACUCUCUGUGGUGUGCUCAAGUGCUGAGUGGCAUGAAGGCAGAGGAGUCUAUUCGCGAUGUGGCCACGUGUGACCUGCAGCUUCUCCAGCAUCAACAGCUGUGGGCUGAGAUUGUGGCCCAUGAGGAGACAUACGCGCAGGCUGUAGCUAUGGGUCAACACCUACAGGAGCAAGAUAUUCCCAAUCGUCAGGAAGUCCAAGACAAACUGAGAGCUUUGCAGAGUGAAAGAGAGAGGCUGACAGAUAACUGGGAAUCCAAGCAAAAAUGGCUGGAGAACACCUAUCAGGAACAAGUGUUCUACAGAGACAUUGCACACAUGGAGAAGAUCACCAACACCCAAGAGGUCCAGCUGAAAAACAGUGAAUUGGGGUCAACAGUGGAUGAGACAGAAACUCUGAUAAAACGCCAUGAAGCCUUUGAAAAACUUCUUAGCACUCAGGAAGACAAAAUGCUUGCACUUCAGGAAUCAGCUGACCGUUUGAGCAAAGGAGGGGUGACAAGAGAAAAGAGCAACUACAAAAACACACUGAACUCUCUCAAAUCUCGGAGGGAGCGCAUCAGAGAUAUGGCCAUGAAACGCAGAAAGGAACUUGAGCUCUCAAGGCUUCUUUGCAUCUUCACCCGGGAUGCCUCUGAGGCUGAAGAAUGGGUGUCGGAGCGCAUGCAGAAGAUGCAGGAGGAUUCCAAAGUGGACCUGAGCAACCUUCAGGCCAAAAUGAAACUACUACAGAAGCAUCAAGUGUUUGAGGCAGAGAUUCUGGCUCAUGGAAAAAUAAUAGAUUCAGUCCAGCAGACAGGAGAAGAGCUGGUGUUUCUUCAUCAUCCAAAGUCCAGUGAGGUAGAAGAAACCAUCUCUGCCCUGAUCUCUCACUGGGAGGAUUUGAAAGCUGCUAUCUCUGCCCGGGGAAAAGUUCUAGAGGGCCACCGUGACUUUCUUGAGUUCCUUCAGAAAGUGGAGCAGGUAGAAGUUUGGAUCAGGCAAAAGGAGGUCAUGAUUAAUGUUGGGGAUCUUGGGGAGGAUUUUGAACAUUGCCAGCAACUCCUAAAGAAACUAAGUGAGUUCAGAAGCUCCAGCCUUGGGGAUGUGACUGUUGAUGAUGCUCACAUCAAGGCCAUCAACAACCUGGCAGCUCAACUUGAAAGACAGGAUUGUGAUGAGUUGGUCACUGUAAGGGAGCGCAGACAGCAGCUGAAUGAAAAAUGGAAUAAUUUCCAUGGAAACUUAAGCACUUAUAAAAGGAAGUUAAAAGAUGCAUUGGAGGUCCACUCUCUGAUCCAUGAUCUUGAAGAAGUCAGGGACAGGGCAAAUGAAAAGAUUCUGUUACUACAGGGCCAAGGUUAUGGAGAGGAUGUAGAGAGUGUAGAGAAUCUUAUACGCAGACAUGAGGAGAUGGAACGAGAGGUCAGAGUUAUCCAAGAGAGAAGCACUGUCCUGGAGAAAGAGACCAAAAAUCGAUUGAGGACUUACCGUGACCUCUCUGACAAGCUGAAUAAAAAGCAGCAAGAAAUCAACAGCACUUUGAUGAAGCUGGACAAGGAAAUGAAACUAAGGAAAGAACGUUUGCAGGAGUCACACCAGCUCCAGCUGUUUAAAGCAAACCAACGUCUUUUGCUGGACUGGACACUGAAGCAGACUGCGGAAAUGGGAAAGAAGAGCUUGCCAAAGAAUAAAGCUGAAGCAGAAAGCCUUAUCGUGGAGCACCAGGAUUGGAAAGCAGAAAUAGAUGCACGUGGUGAGCGCAUUGAUUCGGUGAAGAGUUUUGGACAGAACCUAGUGACAUCUGGCCAUAGUGAAAGAACAGAGAUAAAAAAAGCUCUGACUAAACUUGAAGAUGCUAAGGUCAGUCUCAUUCAAGCAUGGGAAGAAAGGAAGACAACACUGGAUCAAGCUCUGGAGCUUCAGAUAUUCCUUGAUAAUUUGGAUGAAAGUGAGAGCUUGUUGAGCAACAGAGAAGCUUUUCUUGCUAAUGCAGACGUUGGGAGUUCUUUGUCAGAAGUGGAGGCUCUGCAGAGGAAGCAUGCUUUGUUUGAGAACUCUCUAGAAGCUCAGUUAUACCAGGUGGAAGAAGUGGAAAGAUAUGCUCAACAACUGAACCGGAAAAAACAUUAUGACUCGGACAACAUCACAAAGAGGAGCAAAGCGAUUCAGCUGAGAAAGGAGCGAUUGUUGGAGAUGAGUAAAGCCCGGAAAAAGGCUUUGGAGCAAUCUGUUCAGCUACAAAAAUUUUUAGAAGAUAGUUAUGAGGUGUGCUCCUGGUUGAAUGAGAAGAAAUCAGUGGCUCAGGAUGAGAGCUGGAGAGAUCCCAUCAAUUUGCAGGCCAAGAUACUGAAACACCAGAGCUUUGAGGCUGAGAUCCUCGCUAAUCACAACCGUAUAGAAGCCUUAACAAAGGAAGGAGAGAAGAUGCAAGCUGCUGGUCAUCCUGCCAAGGACAAAAUAAAACCCAGACUAAUGGAUCUCAGUGAUGGCUGGGAGCAGCUCUUGAUCAACUGCAAGGAGAAGAAAUCACGUUUACAGGAAGCAUAUCAGGCAUUGCAAUUCCUACGCUCUUUGGAUGAUGUUGAGGAAUGGUUAAAUUCAGUUGAAGCUGAAUUGAGUCAGACAGACUGUGGGGAGGACCUGUCCUCCGUCAACAGACUACUUAAGGCUCUACAAGGAGUGGAGGAAGUGGUGGAUGGACAUCUAGAAAAAGUCCAAAAUCUGGUGGACACAGCCAAAGAUCUCAGCUCCCAAGGCAAUUUUCAGGCUAGGGAAAUCCAGGAACAUGUUUGGCGUAUGGCCAACAGGUAUAAUGGUCUGUCUGGACCUCUCCAGGCUCGUAGAGAUACUCUGGAAUCAUGGCAGCUACUGUUCCAGUUCUACCGGGACAUCGAAGAUGAAAUGGUAUGGAUUCAGGACAAGCUACAGGCAACAACUUUAAAGGAUUAUGGUACUUCACUCGAAAGCACACAAGCAAUGGUCACGAAGUAUCAGGUGAUGAUGCAGGAAAUUGCAGGCCAUACCCCGUUGGUGCAGGCAGUACUUGAAGCAGGACAGAACUUGGUAAGGGGCAGGCACUUUGCCUCCCAGGAGAUCAGUGCAAGACUGGCUGAACUAAAGGAGCUCUUUGACACUUUGAGGAAGGAAUCUGAGAAUAAAGGCCACCUGCUGAGAGAAGCAUUGAAAAUCCAGACCUUUUUGUCAGAGGUUUCAGAGAUCGAGCUAUGGAUAAAGGAGUUGAAACCAAUACUAGAAUCCAGAGACUAUGGGAAAAGUGAGGAGGCCACAGAGACACUCCUUAGAAGGUUGGAUGCAGUGGACCUGGAGUUAGUCAACAACCAUGAGAAAGUCAAGUCCCUGCAGGAUACUGGGAUUGAAAUUGAGAAGUGUGGCCAUCCCAACAGCCAUUUGGUGAGCAAGAGUGUCACAAACAUGGAAAAGCAAUACGCAAAUCUGCUGCAGCUUUCUUCAGACUAUCGUGAAGCAUUGGAGGAGCAGUACAACUUCUAUGUGUUUGAGAGAGAGACCAGAGACCUCAGAAGCUGGUUUAUUUCUCACAAGACCCUCGCAGAGUCAAAUGAUUUUGGCCAGGAUCUUGAAGAUGUGGAGACCCUGCAGAAAAAAUUUGCAGAUUUCACAGUUGAAGUCAACAAUCUGGGUCAGAACAAACUAAAUGCAGUUCAAAAGCUGAAACAGCAAGUGAAGUCGCCAGAAGCUGAGCAGAAAGAGAAAGCACUACUAAAUUUAUGGGAAGAAUUACAAAAGGCUAUGGAAACACGAGCAGAGGGUUUACAAUCGGCACGUGAGGUUCACCAGUUUGACCAUGACUUGGACGAGCUGAAGAGCUGGAUAAGUGAGAAGGAAAUUAUGUUGGAUUCAGAGGACAGGGAAAAUGACCUGGUCAGUGUUCAAGCUCUUAUUCGACAGCAUGAAGGCCUUGAGAGGGAUUUACUGGUAAUAGAAGAGGACAUGCGGCGCAGAAAAGAAGAGGGCAGGGCUCUGGUUAGACGAUGUCCCCAGGUGAGGGAAAGUCUGUCUGAGAGGACUCAGGAGCUGGAGGAUAAAUGGGAUAGCCUCCUGGAGAAAGCCAGACAGUGCAAACACAGACUGCAGCAGGUCAUGGCUGUGCAGAGAUAUCUUACUGAUUGGAGGGAACUCAUGGCGUGGCUUAGGGAGUCACUUUCUCUAGUGAUAGGGGAGGGACUCAGAAGUGAGGUCAAAGACUUGGCGCAGCUAAUUAAACGCCAUGAGGAGUACCAUACCCAGAUUGAAAAGCAACUUGACAAAUCAGAAAUGGUGAAGAAUGAAGGGAGAGGUCUAAUACAAAAAGGAAACUUCAUGAAUGAAGAGUUGGAGGAGCGUCUAGCAGAGCUGCAGGAUCUGGAAGUCCUGGUUCUGCAGGGCUGGGCUGAAAGAAGAGAUCUCUAUCAGAAGGAACUGGAGUUGCAACAGUUGCAGAGAGAACUGGAGCAAGCUGAACAUUGGCUGAACACAUAUGAAAAUGUGCUCACCACCCAGGACUAUGGGGACUCUGUUUCAGAUGUUUUAGAACUAAUGAAAAAACAAGAGGAUCUAGAAGCAAUGAUCCAAGCUCAGAGUGACCGAUUUAACACCUUACAAAACAGGAAAACUCUGAAAGAGGAGAAACUUCAAGGGACUAAGGAAGAAGAUAGUGGUUCCAGGAAGAAGCCUUUUCGUGUGAAUUCCCUAAAGAGAACUCCUGAUUACCUUGUCUCAGGUUCUCAGCCAUCUGUAGCCGAAAAAAAUAUCAUAAGAAGAAACAGCAGUGAGAAGAAAGAUGGUAUAUUAUUGGCAUCAUCACUGCUGAGAAGAAACAGCAGUGGAAAGGGGGAAAGUUCUUCUACAGUUCCUCGGGUGGCAUCUAUGCUCAAGAGAACCAACAGCAACAGUAGUGAUACCAGUACUCACUCUGCCAAAAUUUUCCCUGAUUCUUCUCAAUCACAAAACACAUCUCAUCCAAGCACUGUUUAUAGACCCCAUCUAGUUCACAGCACAAGUUCUGAAAAUGAAGUAAAUACCUCCAGAAAAAUAAAUCUAUCCCACAGAUCCUUCUCUCCUGAGACCCCCAGGUUGUCAGGUUUAAAUGAAGUGAUUGAUGACCAUCCUAAAUCAAUAUUUCAUAAAUCAAAAGAAGAGAUUAAGGAACGCCCCACAUAUAUACAUCUUGAAACAAAUGAAGACAUAGUGGAGCCUUCUGAAUCAUUACUUCUUGAAUCAAACAAAGAGAUUGAGGAACCUCGUACAUCCAUGCAGUUUGACUAUCCUGUAGCCAGUCCACGAAACACUGUUUCACCAGUGACUGACUUUUCUCCAUCUUUGUCUACCUUGCAACCACCAUCACCUCCACAAUCUUAUCCACCUUCACCACCCACACUGAGAAAAUCCACUGAGAAAGCAAAGGAUUUAACUGAGGAGGCUCCUGAGCCAUUCACUGUUAGAGAAGCCCUGGUCAAGAUGGAGGGACCACUGGAUAUUAAACUAAAACAAGGAGGAUUUAAAGGAAUGGACCACUGGGAAACUGUCUAUGCAUUACUGGAAGAAGAGACACUGAAUUUGUUUAAUGACAGAAAUGCUGCUGGAGAGAACUGCGCCCGAUGGCCACCUAUCAACAUGGUUGGAGCAAUUUGUAAAGAUAAUCCCUUCUACAGAAGGAAGAACUACACCUUCAAACUGAUACUGAGUGAUGGCAGUCACUACCUGUUUGCUGCACCCUCUCAAGAGGAACAGGACAAGUGGGUGGAGGAGAUGCAGAAUUGCACCGGUCAGAGAGGCUUCUCAAAAAAUAUUAGAAUAAACACAGAAGACAAAGAGAAAGAGAUGACAAAAUUAUUGGAUGAACCAGAUAAACAAGUCUACCCCAUUGAGCUGGAUAAAAAUUUCACAGAGAGUUUUGAGAAGGAACCACCUCCUAAGCCCCCACACACAUACUACAACAAACACCGCUACCCAGAUGGAGGAGAGGGCAAAGACUCAGGGACUUUGAGAGGUCUGAGGAAGAAUCAACCCCCCUCCUUCCCUCCUCCUCUUCCCCCACAAAACCAGCAGGAGAGCGAAGGCAAAGAAAAGUCUAAAAACAAAAGUGUCUUCAAAAAGAUUUUCAAAAUAUAAUUUAUACUGCUUGGUAAGAUUGUAUUUGCCAAUUAAAGUCAUCUACACGCUGGCUCAGAGGAGACACAUAGUGAUUGCUAAGUCUUGAUAAACAACUAUACAGAAAUUUUGUUUUAUGUGCAUCCUGCACCUUGAUUAUUAAGUAACGCUUACUAAACAUUUAAUUUCACAAAACUGGAUUUCAGAUCAUUUGUAAUCAAUGCUGUGUAUAAAUUUUUUUUUUCCCCCUUCAAGGUUAAUGACACAAUAAAUGUAUGGAUGCCAGUUGUUAAUUUUGAUCGAUAUUGAGUAAUGGAGUCUUGAUACUUGCCAAGAACAGAUGCUUUUACAUCAUGUACAUUCCACAUGCAUUCUGCAAUCACGGAGGCCUACAAAAAGACCUUAACAGUUUGAGAGCAAAAUGUGAUAAAUUGCAUUUUCUGAGUUUUACUAAUUCUAACAAAUUAACCACUAGCUCUAAAAUAAAAGUUCCCUAGCUUUGAACUUUUAGGCAAUACAUAACAUAGAGUGGAUGCACUACCCACCAAAACAUGAUGCAUUCUGAAAUGCCAACUGCAUAGCUUCCUUCUGUCACAUGCUCAGGGAAGCAAAACUACCAGCUGCCGGAAGCGAAUUAAAUGCAUUUAAUUGAUUUUUGGAGAAUAUUGAAGCCAAGAACACUUUGUUGCUGAAAUUGCAGUUAUGAACCAUUAAUGGCAUUAAUUUAUGGAAUUAAUAAAGCAUAUUUAUGCAUCAUUUAACAUAACCAAUACACUCUGUUAAACAGGACAUUAUGUUAUUUGGAUGUUGUGCAAACAUUGUAUACUUAACAAAGCUUUCAUUCCUAACUGUUUCACUCCUAAAAGCUAGUUUAGAGUGAGCAAUCUGAUUGGGUGAGAGGCCUUCCAUGAGUGGUGAUAAUGCAUGGUAACACCACUGUUUAUAUGUAUCACUCUACAUCCUAGUUGUCCUACAAUCGAUAAUUACAUUGAUGUUGUCAGCAUGUAGAUCAUUAUAGUCAAAGUACAGCAGAACUAAAAAGAUAACUAGCUUCUAACACUAGGCUGACCCAAGGGCCCUACUUUUUGAACAAGUUAUCGUACACCCUAGCAUGCUAGCUUUCCAUUUACAAAACUGUCAACCACCACCAUGGUUUAUUCUCCUCACCUUUUGGCUACAUCAUACAAGAACAAAUUUUAAACCCCUUUUUUCCUGUUAAAUACACUGUUGAUUGUCAGUCACCAGCUUGUCAGUCAUAAAACGAUAUGGAUUUGGCGGAGCAAAAUAACUGUUUAAAUAAACAAAUCAUAAUCCAUUGAUAAAUCGUGUUUGUAGAACUGUUGUAUAAAAGCAAUAUCACACCUGAGGUUGGGUUGUUAAGUUGGUAAUCAGCAGGCUGUGAUAUCUUAAGCACUCCGGCACUUCUGACUUAAUAUUUGUUUUAGAAAUGAAAAUUACAAUAUGACUCUUUAUUUCUUCUCUCGAUACUCCGUAACUCAAUUUUUCUUUUGGAAUGAUUCAUGAAGGCAGAAUAUUCACCUAUUAAAUAAAACACUUUGUGCCACAUAUGUGAUCUGUUUAUUUGUCACAAAAUGAAAAAAAAAAAAAAACCUGAGUGAACACCCUCUCAAUGUGGUGAUUCCAUAAUUUUGCCAGAGGUUGUACAAUUUUUAAUAUUUGCCCAGCCCUCUAAAAAAAAAAAAGAUCUUUUAACUAUCAGCUAAUUAACACUCUUUUUUAACACUACAAUGUGCAGGACAGGGAGAUAAGAGGGAACCUGCACCAUUUAAAAUGUUUGUUUUCUCUAAAUGCAAUUGUGAAUUUAUUGCACUAAUAUACAAAUGUGCCCAUCUAAAAAAAAAAGCAAAUGAACUACAAAAAUCUACUCAUGCUUGAGAUAUUUGGAGGGGAAAAAAUCACGUUUUUCCUAAAUUUAAGCAUGCUAUUUUGUUUUCAAGCUGGUUGUGGUAUAAUUUCACAACCCCAAUUUUACGAAGAGGGUCUUCGUCUGUCAAGUGUGGCAGCUCAUAAAGAUGGUUAAGAUAAAUUUAUAUAAUCAAUUAAAUAUAUUUGCCAUUGAACAGAGACAACCUGAAGUUAUUUCAGUUAUUUCAGUUAUUGAAGUUAUAUAUAUAAGCAUUUCACUGCAUAUCGUACUGUGUAUGACUGUGUAUGUGACAAAUAAAAUUUGAAUUUGAUAUUUCAACUAGGUAAAUGGUUAAUAGUUCUUAAGUAUGUAGAAGCCCAGUUUUAGAGUUGCUCUGAUCUAGGCGCCUGCCAUCACAAUUCAAUAUGAUCGUCAAAUUAAAUCGUACAGUAUCUCAUGCUUGCCCAUUUUUUCUGCUUUCAACACAUCAACUUCUGGGACAAAUUGUUCACUUGCUGCCUAAUA
Messenger RNA from Clarias gariepinus (North African catfish), 14661 nucleotides. RefSeq names its product spectrin, beta, non-erythrocytic 5 (gene sptbn5). Gene Ontology annotation, cellular component: plasma membrane; cell projection; cell junction. Gene Ontology annotation, biological process: actin cytoskeleton organization. The record is from RefSeq and is a predicted model, not a curated record. Bases 105 to 12290 code for a protein of 4061 amino acids. The transcript is spliced from 71 exons. NCBI's taxonomy places the organism in Eukaryota, Metazoa, Chordata, Actinopteri, Siluriformes, Clariidae. Gene Ontology annotation, molecular function: actin filament binding.